This is a messenger RNA of Synchiropus splendidus (mandarinfish), 1382 nucleotides long. RefSeq names its product leucine-rich repeat-containing protein 3-like. NCBI's taxonomy places the organism in Eukaryota, Metazoa, Chordata, Actinopteri, Syngnathiformes, Callionymidae. The transcript has 2 exons. Gene Ontology annotation, cellular component: plasma membrane. Gene Ontology annotation, molecular function: protein binding. The coding region runs from base 212 to 1048 and encodes 278 amino acids. The record is from RefSeq and is a predicted model, not a curated record.
GAGCUGCGCGCGACGCGACAGCAGCCGCUCCUCCGACCGUUCCGCACCUGACGAGCUUUUCUUGCUCACCGGCGGGAGAUCGGCGACAGGACACGAGCCACUGUGGAAUUGAUGGGAGCCGAAAGUUCCCCGGAGAGCGCUCACCGGUUCCCUGGGCGAGAGUCUGAGUCUGAUCGGGACCUGGUGUGGGUCCAGGGGCUAUGGUGAGGCCAUGUGCCGCGGCUGGUGUGAGGAGAGGCGCCCCAAAGGUAACGGAGUGGAUCUUCCCACAUGGCUCUGCUUUUCACUGCUUUUCUCAGCUCUGUGGGGGCAAGUGUCCCCCCAGUGUCCGGACAGCUGCCAGUGUGCCUGGGACACGGCCACGGUCCUGUGCUCUGAUGCCGGGCUCCGGGAAAUCCCGGAGGGGAUCCCGCCUGAAACCGUGUCCCUCCACUUGGAACGUAACUACAUCCGCAACAUUCCAGAGAGUGCCUUCAGCGAGCUGGUGCACCUCCAGGAUCUGUACUUGUCCCACAACCGCAUUGACUCCCUGUCCUCGGGGGCCCUGCGGCACCUGGGCCCCGAGCUGCGCCUGCUGGACCUUUCGCACAACCAGCUGAGGCAAGCCAGCAGGGAGGAGUUCGGCUCCACUCGGGCCAAGACCAGACUCUACCACAACCCCUGGCACUGCGACUGCACCCUGCAGGAGCUGAUGGAGACGCUCAACCUGGAGCCCGAGACCGUCAACAGCAUCAUUUGCGAGAGCUCGGUGCGGGGGGUGGGGGAGGGCAGCCGGUGGGAGGACCCGGGGUCUUUAGGGGAGCACGCAGGACAACCUCUGGUCAAACUGUUGGACUCCGGGGUGAACUUCUGCAGCCUCCAGAGGAAGACCACCGACGUGGCCAUGCUGGUGACCAUGUUCGUCUGGUUCUUCAUGGUCAUCGUGUACGUGGUCUACUACGUGAGGCAGAACCAGGCAGAGGCGCGCAGACAUUUGGAGUACCUGAAGAGUCUCCCCAGCCCACGCAAGACCCCCACAGAGACGGACACUCUGAGUACCGGUUUCUGAGUCUCAGCGCUUGUUGGCCGAGUCAGAACCACAACUUGACACUGCCUCUCUCCUGGACCUUGACUGUCUGUCUCGUGGGUUCAUUCAUUCCUAUCACCUUCAGCAUGCCAGUCUUCUCCAGCAAACAGACGCAAAGCUCAAAUCUUUUAAACCCUUUAAAACUAGAAUAUUUUGUUUGGGAUCACAAAUGUGGUUCUUCUUGACUUUGUUAUUGUUGUGCAUUUGUAGCGGAGCACCUGCUUCACACUCUUCUCUCCACUCACUCCAUCUUUUUAUCGAGCAAAACAUCAAGUGAUAUAUAUAUAUAUAUAUAUAUAUAUAUAUAUAUAUAUAU